AUGAAGCCGCCGGCACUCAAGGAGUUGAUAACUGCAUUUUCUCGCGAGCAGAAGGAGAAGGUGUAUGUACAGCACAAGCUGAAGGAGAAGUCAGCAGAGGUGAAACAGAUGAUAGCAGACGGUGGCUACAUCUACGUAUGUGGCGCCACCAGCAUGGGCAAGCAGGUUCGCGACGAGCUAGAGCUUGCGCUGGGCAGCGCAGAUUACCUUGAAAGGCUAAAGACAGAGCAGCGUUAUGUGGAAGAGCUGUGGUGA
Messenger RNA from Symbiodinium sp. CCMP2592, 255 nucleotides. The record is from the annotation of a GenBank genome assembly. Lineage: Eukaryota; Dinophyceae; Suessiales; Symbiodiniaceae.